This is a messenger RNA of Fomitiporia mediterranea MF3/22, 1959 nucleotides long. RefSeq lists its product as uncharacterized. The transcript has a single exon. NCBI's taxonomy places the organism in Eukaryota, Fungi, Basidiomycota, Agaricomycetes, Hymenochaetales, Hymenochaetaceae. The coding region runs from base 60 to 1739 and encodes 559 amino acids. The record is from RefSeq and is a predicted model, not a curated record.
CCACCAUCCAUCCUGAUCCUCUCUCCCUCUCGACGCCCAUACCCCUUCCUCCCUUCAAAAUGCCCGUCCCAUUGUCCACGACAGCGCAGCACAACCAACAACAGCCCUACUCGCGCUCGACAGUCCCUUCGAAAAAUGUAAAGCGCAAGUCGAGCAAGCCCAUCAUCAACUGGCUCCAACGCAAGCUUGGCGGCACCGUCCGCGCUCGUCGUCCAUCCAACACGAAUAAUAUUAGAGGCUCUGCUGACAGUACCUACUCCAGUCGUGGGACAAGUCUCAAGGAGCUACAUACUGCACCAGCCCGUGGUCGUGUGCCUCAGCAAAAUGACGUCGACGAGAACGGUCAACUCAUUCGUCAGCAUGCUGCUGUCCGCCCACUCUCGAAUCAGAUUUCUUUGAACAGCACCGCUGAGACGUCCGAUAUCGACGAUGAUGAUGACGAUGACAUGAGUGCAAGGCGUUCAAGCGGCGUCGCAACGUCCAUGUGGGGUUCGCGCUCCAAUCCUGUCGAGGCGGACGAGGAUGCAUCCAUACGCCCGCUUCCACCGACGUCUCCACCGUCACCGAGUCCGUCUCGUUCCUCUUCAUCGUACAUGAGUGAUUUGCGCACCUUCAGGAGUAUGUCGGCAAGUACUAAGCCGACAACGCUGCUUUCUAUUGAUCUCACGCCUGGCGUUGCACACAUUGCACAGGCGCCACCAACGCCGACAUCUGUUUCGGCGUAUAACGUUCCCAACCCUUCACCUGUUGCGCGUCGCUCGCCGCACGUGCGGACCACAAGCUCUGGUACGUCGGGACUCGUCACAUUUUCUGCCCUCCCACCGUCGUCACCGCCCUCGUCGCGACCCUCCUCCCUUGGUCCCACAAUGCGUACGGUACCUAAUGGUCUGCAGGCGCCCGCUCACACGACGCACCAUCCACGCAAUAAUCCACGCCCAUCGUCACCACCACUGGACAAUGCGUCUAUAUUGACGCUUGCCUCGUCGGCAUUUGCAACACCAGUGGGAGAGAGAGAAUAUCGCAACCGUAUGCCCACUGCUUGGGUGAUUGGUGCUGACAACGCGAGCCAUCUGAGUCAUUUUGAUGGUACGACUGACUCAGUAUCGCAAAUUAUACUUGAUGGAGACUGCAAUGGUGACGAACCGAACGCAAGCGUUCGUGCACUGAGACCUCGCAGCGCGAGACGUGACAGCUGGGAGAGCGAGAUGAGCCGGUGGAGCGCAGGUGUCAGUUAUCUCGGUGCUUUUGGACAUGGGCGGGAUAGAAGCGUGCGGACAGCGCCAAGCUUUAGGACAGGCGGACAGACCUUGGAUGUAGAUGGGUACGACGGGGUAAGCAUGAGCCUAGCUGAUGAGGAUAUGAACUCGAUGCGGGAGGACGGAAUAGAAGAAUCUAUCGCGGAGACAAAAGAUGAUCGAGAACAGGCAUUCUCACCGCCGUCCAUUGCGUCGGUAGAGGGUGCUUCGGACGAACGUGCAGCGCGUAUGUCGGAAGCAACCGAGACGGACGAGACGAGUACGCAGGAGUCGCAGUCGCAUGAGACUGAGGAUGCUGCUACGCCAGGUCCAGCAGCGCGCACGCUUGCGCUGGUACCUUCGAGAGAGUCCAUACCUAUGCCAGUACGCCCCACAACGCCGCCGUCGGUGCCGGUUAAAGAUGUUGAUACGACGCCGAAGAAAGAGAAGGAGAAAGAGAAGGCAGAGCUGAAAAUGGCCAGCGAUGACGAGAGCCAAUCUUAACUGCAUAUUCCUUUUACCAUGCCAUUCAUCACUCCCAUAUGUGUCCUUCAUCCCCCGCUUCUUCUCCUCACAUUUUAGUUCUUUGAUUUGUAUAAUAUUUUCUUUCUUUCUCGCGCGGAUGUAUUCAAAUUUCCCCUCAUUUAAUGUUUCCGCUCGUUGCUCUAUGUUUGACUAAGAUACGAUUGAAUUAAAAUACCUACACUCAGUUUCCUAUUAUGUU